UUGGCGGGAAUGCGCACAGCAACACAGGACCGGGGAACCUGUGGCUGCUCGUGUGUCGCGCGCACUGAGGCGGGGACGCGCGUGAGUGCAGACUCGGCAGCUGUGGAUGAGCAGAGGGGCUUUGAGUAACUCUGAGGACUCCGGGUUAUCCUACUGUGCUGCUCCGCUCUACACAACACUGAGCGAACAUGGACUGCUCUGAGGAGGUUCACUCGCCCUCGGACGAAGCCAGCACUCCGGUGGAGUUAAAGAAGGGGAUGUCCAUAUUCCUGGAUAUAUUGAGAAGAGCUGAUAAAAACGAUGAUGGGAAGUUGUCCUUUGACGAGUUCAAGGCUUAUUUCUCUGAUGGAGUUCUGACAGGAGAUGAACUGAAAGAGCUCUUCCAUACGAUUGAUACUCAUAAUACAGACAACGUGGACACAGACGAACUCUGCGAAUACUUCUCGCAACAUCUUGGAGAAUAUGAAAAUGUUCUUGCUGCUUUAGAAGACUUGAACGUCUCUAUAUUAAAGGCUAUGGACAAGACCAAAAAGGAGUAUCAGGAGGCCACUCACCUGGAGCAGUUCGUGACUCGUUUUCUGCUGAAGGAGACGACCAGUCAGCUGCAGUCCCUUCAGAGCUCACUGGAAUGUGCCAUGGAGACCACAGCCGAGCAAACCCGCCAGGAGAGGCAAGGUCCCGUGAAGCCCGAGGUGCUGUCGAUUCAGUGGUCAGGAAGGCGAUCCAAUCGAAGACUUCAAAGGAAUAACAGCUUGUCUCCAAACAACCCACUUCUCAGCCUUGUCAAUUCAGGUUUGUAUGAGGAGGACAACCAGUGGAUGACCCAGAUCAACAGACUGCAGAAGCUGAUUGACCGCCUGGAAAAGAAGGAGCUGCGUCUGGAGCCGGUUGAAGAGGAGGUCUCAGAAGGCACCACUAAAUCACACAUUCUGAUCGUACAGAGACAGCUGCCGGUGCUGGAGGAUGAGCUGGAGGAAUUCCGCCUGGCUCUACGGCAGUACAUCGACUGUGCCAGCGCUCAGACUGGCUGUCUGCAUGUUGCAGUUCAGAGGAUGGCUAAUGAGUCUCGCUUCAUUCUGUAUGAGUUCUGGGAGCACAGCAAUGUGUGGAAGAAUCACCUGCAGACAAACUACAGCAAAACCUUCCAGAGGGGCAAUGUGGACUUCUUAGAGACACCAGAGAUAACAACAACCAUGCUGGUACCAGCUUCAUGGUGGGUCCUGAACAACAAUUAAAGCUGCUGGACUACAUCUAUACUGACACAAGAUUACGAGGAUCAAAAGGGAAACCAGUCUGACAUCGAUGUCUCUUAAUCAUCUGACAGUGCACCCUUGUGUUAAUGCUUGCUGUGAUGUCAUGGUAAAUACCAUCAGAAAUCCAUGUUUCCUCAUCGUGUUAGCUCUUUAAACUGAAUACAUUCCUAGAUGUGACCUUUUAAAGCAAUGACCUCAGUGGUCUGAUGAUGGCGCUCAGUGACAUCAUCACUGUGUUGACCUUUUUUUUAGAAUUAGCACCUUGUGACUCAGUCUGUGAUGCGAUACAGCGAGUGUGAGCUGAAGUGUCCUGUAUCGUUGUAGAUAUUGUGUAUAAGUGUCAGGACUCUAGGCCUCAAUCUUUGGCUACGUUCACUCAGCUGGUGAUAUUGGCCCAAAUCUGAUUUUCUCACAAAGUGUAUUUUUAGCUUAUCUUUUUAAUGUGACAAAUUUCCUACAUUUGUCUAAACAUGCAAUUGAGCAGUGUUAUUAGGUAGAAUGUGUUUGAGCUUGCUGUUAAAAUGUCACAUUUUUAUCCUUUCUUUAAACCUUGUUUUUAGGCUUACAGCAGGGUUCAGUCAUUUCAUUAGAAAUAGGGCAGUUACUAACCUGCUAAUAUUAUUGUAAAGUUCUGUCAUCUCUCUCUUCCACCACUCAAACCCUCACUCACUGCUAUUGUCCAUUUCCCUUUCUCAUUAUGGCCUUUGGGUCCUUCCCCUUGACAUAGAAGUCUGGAUAAAACAUGAAUUCCGAUCUGGCCGAACUGAUUCGCACUGCCGCAAAUCAUGUGUGUAUUGAAUUUCGUUACCACAUAUUAAAAUGGCCAAAAUUGUAACUGAAAAUUAUUGAUUUAAUGUUUUUUUGCUGUUCACACAGCAACAGCACAUUGAAUAAAUAAUUUUCAGAAAUGACACGUCUAUCACAUAUGACGAAAAAGAUCGAAUUUGUGCCACCUGCUGUGUGAACGUAGCCUUUAUGUAGCAGUUAGCUGAUCAACCUGGAAAAAACACUUUUUUGACUCUCUGCUGUUUCUGUAUAAAGGUACUCCCCUCUUAUUGUAUUUUAUGUAGUUUGUCAGAUCUGAAUAAAUAUUAUCUAUAAUGA
Astyanax mexicanus (Mexican tetra) is the source of this 2357-nucleotide messenger RNA. RefSeq names its product N-terminal EF-hand calcium binding protein 1 (gene necab1). NCBI's taxonomy places the organism in Eukaryota, Metazoa, Chordata, Actinopteri, Characiformes, Acestrorhamphidae. Gene Ontology annotation, biological process: regulation of amyloid precursor protein biosynthetic process. The coding region runs from base 189 to 1235 and encodes 348 amino acids. The record is from RefSeq and is a predicted model, not a curated record. Gene Ontology annotation, molecular function: calcium ion binding. The transcript has 13 exons. Gene Ontology annotation, cellular component: cytoplasm.